Messenger RNA from Malaya genurostris, 1291 nucleotides. Its product is annotated as INO80 complex subunit B. Gene Ontology annotation, cellular component: Ino80 complex. The coding region runs from base 146 to 1132 and encodes 328 amino acids. The transcript has 2 exons. Gene Ontology annotation, biological process: chromatin remodeling. The record is from RefSeq and is a predicted model, not a curated record. NCBI's taxonomy places the organism in Eukaryota, Metazoa, Arthropoda, Insecta, Diptera, Culicidae.
UCCCUUCCGAUGUGACAGGUUGUUCAUAAAAGAAAAAUAUUUUGGAAAGGUUAAAUUCAAUAUAAUUUUGAUUGUAUUAUUCUUGAAUUACUCUAACAGAAAUAGAACGGUCAUAUGAUAAUUUCCAUCAAACAGAUAUAAUAUUAUGGGUAAGAAAAAAGAUAACUUUUCAGAACGAGGAGAUGACACUUCUCAAGGAUUUUCACACAAAAAGCACAAAAAACACAAGAAACACAAGAAAAGUAAAUCUCAACCACAAGUUUAUGAUACAUCAUACGAUUUUAUCCCAGAUGAUGUAGAACAAACUGUUGAAGUUAUGGAAGAGGUAGAAUAUAUGGAAGCAGAUUUAGAACCAGAAAUCAUCACAGAGCUUGAAACAGAAGAACCAGGCUCUCCUAGUAACUCCCUGGCCGCUUCUGUACAACCUGCGACACCUUUAUUGUCAACGAAAUCAACCCCUCAACCAAAAAAUGCAUCAGGAAAAUCUUCCAAGAAAAAGAAAGGUAAUAGAAGGGAUAGUGGCACAUCUAGCGAAGAAGAACGUUGGCUUGAUGCAAUCGAAUCUGGUAAAUUAGAAGAGGUGGACGACGAGUUAAAAAAAAUUAAACCAAAAGAUCCUAAACUUAUGACUGCUCGUCAAAGAGCUAUGUACGAAAGAAACACCGAUAAAGAUGCCGUAAGCCCGGGAGGAGAAAUACUAAUGGCGCUACCCACUGGUUAUAAGGAAAAGGUGUUGACUGCGGAGGCUAUACAAAAAGCACAGCUAAAGUCUCAGAAGCGGAAACAAAUGGCUGACGAGAAAAGAGAGAAAGAUAAGAAGAAAACGAUGGAGCGUUUGCUUAAAAAACAAGAUUCAAAAUCAGUGAAGGCUAUCAAGAACCGACUGACCAAGGUUCAACAACCAAUGAUUACAUAUAUUAAUACAGUCAACGGGGGUACGAUUUCAUUGCCGCCAAAUGUAGAAUUUCCUUCAAAACCACUGGUUGGAAGAGAUCCACCCAAACCAAUAAUGUGUGGAAUACCAAAUUGUACAAAUAUAAAGCGUUACAAUUGUUCAAAAACAAAUAUUCCACUUUGCAGUUAUCAAUGCUACAAAACAAACGUUGAUUCAAUAAAGCAAAUAAUUUACUAGAGGUAAAACCAAACAUAAUUUUAACGGCAUGUUCAUGAUUGUUCUAGUUCUAGAUGCAUAAUUUUCGUUAGUUUUACAAUUUAAAUUUGCCAGUAUGAAAAACGCAACCCUGUAAAAGGUUCCAAAUAUAGAAAAACCGGCAGCGUAUGCUGUUUUAAA